Molecule: messenger RNA, 957 nt
Organism: Pseudomyrmex gracilis
Lineage: Eukaryota; Metazoa; Arthropoda; Insecta; Hymenoptera; Formicidae
Product: chymotrypsin-1-like
Exons: 5
Coding region: 57-848 (263 amino acids)
Biological process (GO): proteolysis
Molecular function (GO): serine-type endopeptidase activity
Source: RefSeq, a predicted model, not a curated record
ACGGUCUUCCUCAUUCAGUUCGUGAUUGAAUCUAGAAUUGAUUUGCGACGGUGAGGAUGAUGAAGUUAGCUAUUUUACUCGCCGUUGGCGUUAUCGCUCAGCAGGCUUACUGCGACGAGCCCGAGCGUAUCAUCGGCGGUGACGUGGCCACGCCCGGUCAGUUCAAAUAUCAAGCAUCUCUUCAGUCUUUCGGCGAACACAUUUGCGGAGGUACCAUUAUUAGCGACAGACACAUUCUUACCGCUGCUCAUUGCGUAGUCGACAGCUUCUACACCGACAACAUGAUUGUCGCAACUGGAAUCACCACAUUAGAAACUAACGGCGAUAAAUACAAGAUCAAGUACAUUGCGAUACAUCCGAACUAUACCGGCGAGAGUGAGAGCGGCUGGAAGGACGAUAUCGCUGUGAUUACGCUGGAACUGCCGAUCAGAAUAAGCGACGUUCAGGGUCCGAUUCCUUUGGCGAGCAAGGAUCAUAUUGACGGCGAUAAGCGCGGUAUCGUGAGCGGAUGGGGAAGAACUAGUAUAGGCGGAACGAGUUCGCCGAUACUCAGAUGGCUGAGCGUAAACGUUCUGAGCCAAGAACGCUGCUUACAUGGCCAUACAAAUCCGCAUACCAAUGAAAAUCAAAUAUGCACGCUGGAGAGAGUUGGGAAAGGUGCUUGCCAAGGUGACAGCGGCGGUCCACUCGUUGUCGACGGUGAAGUGGUCGGUGUCGUUUCCUGGGUCUUGCCUUGCGCGCUCGGAGUAUCUGACGUGUACACCAGCGUCUACAAAUAUCUCGACUUUAUCAAACAAAGUCAAGAAAUCUCUUAUGAUGACAUCGCCCGUGCGUCGAUUUUAGGUUAACGCUCGGGUAGAACAAAAGAGAUAAACACGUUGUGAUUUAAUUUUCUUUCCGAAAAUUAUUAUAAAUACUAAGAGUUUGUGAAAUAAAAGAGAUCUUUUUUGUAUAUUA